CUGUUGCUCUCACAAUCAGGUCACUCUCUCUCUCCCUUUCUGUCGUUCUUCUCUUUAUCCCCAGAAAACCUUUGGCACUCAUAUUUCAACGUUUAUUAACCUUUUUCUUAAACUGCAAAAAUGUUUCAGCCAAAACAAAGGAAUCACACAAGUUAGCAAAUCAGAUAAUAAGUAAGUAGUAGUUUUACCUGGACCUUCCCAGGCCCGAUGUGUGUCAAUUCUGCUAUGAAUACCACAGCGUGGGCCCUACUGUACCGUUGGCUACGAGGUCAGGACGGCUGAUCUCCCCAGCAGGGGGGGAUUAACCAAUGAGACUGCUAGGGGUUGAACCGUGCUCGCCGGUUGCUCUGAUCAAACUCAAGAGCUCUGCAGCUCGGCCAAGCGCGCUUUGCCUCACGGGCAAUGUUCAACAAAUUCAAGCGGUUCAUCGGGGCCCCGGAGCUGCCGGCCGAAUCUCCGAUCAGCCCCUCCCGGCUACUCUCUGCUAAACCCGCCGCUGCUGCUGCUGCUGCUGCUGCUCCACCUGCGACGGAGGUGAAGCCUCCAGAAAAGAAAGAGGAAGAGAAGAAAGAUGAACCCAAACCGGCAGCUGAAGCUCCGCCUACUACACCUGCACCAGCCCCAGCACCAGAGCCGACGCCAGCCCCCACCACAGGUCCUGCACCUGCUGCUACUGCCCCAGCACCCACACCGGCCCCAGCAGCCACACCGGCACCCACCCCGGCCCCGGCACCCACACCAGCCGCAGCACCCGCCGGAGCCCCAGUUCUUGCAGAUGGAGUGGCCAUUGAUGAGCCUCCGCCCUCUCGUACGCCCACCCCCCCGCCGGUGGUGUACCAGCGCUUCGUGGACGACACGCUCCGGUACGUCUCCAGGCAGCUGAGGGACCGGGUGGUGAGGUACAAGGAGAAGGUCAUCGACCCCUACGCCACCUCGCCGGAGAUCACCCCGCCUAUCACCCCCCUCCUGAGGACGGCCGACUACAUUAAGCUGAAGGAGGCCGAGCGCGUCGCCAAGGAGGAGGCGGACAAGAAGAAGGCAGAGGAAGCGGCCAAGAAGGCGGAGGACAAGAAGAAGAAGGACGAGGAGAAGCGGCUGGAGGCGGAGCAGAAGGCCGAAGAGGAGAGGCUGGCCGAGGAGGCCAGGAAGGCGGCCAAGUUCCUGCCCGACCUCAGCUGCGCCCCGGUCGACAUGCUGUUCCAACCCGUGGAGGAGAGGCUGGACGGGGUGCUGGGCAACACCAUCGACCCGUUCACCGACCGUCGCUACGUCACCUGGCUGGCUGUUGUGGCGGUGGCCUUCAACUACAACAUCUGGUUCAUCCCUGUUCGCCUCGUCUUCCCAUACCACAACGCCGCCAACAACCCCUACUGGCUCUUCUUCGACGCCCUCGCGGACCUGGUCAACGUAAUCGACAUCAUGGUCUGGCAACCGCGACUGCAGUUUGUCAAAGGGGGCGACAUCGUGAAAGAUAGGAAUCUGAGCAAACCACAUUACCGCUCAUCUUACCGAUUUAAGACUGAUCUCGUGAGCCUCAUCCCAUUCGAUGUGCUGGGCGUCUACUACGGCCUCAGCUCUGUGUUCAGAUUGAACCGGAUCAUAAGGAUUGAAUACUUCUUUGAGUUCAGUGAUCGUCUUGAGAGCAUCAUGGCCAAAGCCUACAUCUGGAGAGUGAUCCGCACCACAGGCUACCUGCUGUACGCCCUGCACAUCAAUGCCUGCCUUUUCUACGUGGCGUCUCUUUACCAGGGCCUGUCCACCACCGAAUGGGUCUACAACGGCGAGGGGAGCGCAUACCUGAGGUGCUACUACUACGCCGUGCGCAGCCUGAUCAACAUCGGGGGGCUCCCGGUGCCGCAGACGGUCUUCGAGAUCACCUUCCAGCUGUGUAACUUCUUCGUGGGCGUCUUCGUGUUCUCCAGUCUGAUUGGACAGAUGAGAGACGUCAUCGGCGCGGCCACGGCGGGCGAGACGUACUUCCGCGCGUCCAUGGACGGCUGUGUGUCCUACAUGAACACCAACAGCAUCCCCAAGUUUGUGCAGAACCGCGUGCGCACCUGGUACAACUACACCUGGGCGGCGCAGGGCAUGCUGGAUGAGUCCGAGCUGCUGGAUAAGAUGCCCCUGGUGAUGAGAAUGGCCAUCGCUGUGGACAUCAACCUGGCCACCUUCCAGAAGAUCGCUCUGUUUCAGGGCUGUGACCAGCAGAUGCUGGUGGACAUGUUACUGAGACUCAAGUCCAUCGUGUAUUUACCUGGAGACUUUGUUGUCAAGAAGGGUGACAUCGGUAAAGAGAUGUACGUCAUCAAAAGCGGUGCAGUGCAGGUGGUGGGAGGACCGGACAACAGCAUAGUGUUUGUCACGCUGAAGGCCGGCUGUGUGUUUGGAGAAAUCAGUCUCCUACAGUCGGCCAAAGAUGGCGGCAACCGACGAACGGCAAACGUGAAAGCUCACGGCUUCGCCAACCUCUUCGUCCUGGAGAAGAAGGAUCUGUUUGACAUCCUGGUGCACUACCCUGAGUCCCAGAAGGUGCUGGCCAGGAAGGGAAAGAAUCUAAUGAAGGCCAAGGGUCCCGUUGCUGCCAAGGGAGUGACGGACAAGAGGGGGCUUUCGUUGUUCGGACCCAAGCCGCCCACACCCAAAAUGCUAAGAGCCUUCGGCCAAGGAGGCCUUCUGGGCAAACUCAAGGUGAAGUAUGGGAGCACAGGGCAUCGUCAACUCACAAUGGUUAUGAUUGAGUUCCAAAUGGGAAUACACCAGUUGAUCAUUGCUAAAACCCGCCCAGUUCAUCCAAAAGGGGUUCAUUUGAGAACAUGCAUUUUUUUAUGUGUGACGUACCUUUCCUCGCUUCACUCCAACAUACACCCACUUAUUUUGUCUGAUUUCAUCAUUACUAUUUGUAUUAUUAUUCAUUAUUUAUUUGGGUUAAAUAAUGAAUAAUUAAGGUAUUGCAUCAAACAUUUUCUAUUCAAACUGAUUUGACUUCUUACUGUUGACGUGUUAAGCGUUCUUUAUCGAGUGGGGAAAAUUGGGACGUUCCGUAUGAAGUUAUUAUUAUCACAUCAUGGCUGAUUUCCGGUCUGUAUUCUCUCCAGGCACUGAGGGCAAAGGAACAGUCCUGAGCAUGCUCAGUUCAUCAGCUCAUCCCUUCCAUUGGCAGAGGUGAUUCGUCAUACACCCUUGUUCCUAUUUUUUUUUUUUUCCACCUUACCUUGUGCUACACACACACACACACACACACACACACACACACACACACACACACACACACACACACACACACACACACACACACACACACACACACACACACACACACACACACACACACACAAAAACUCUUUCUAAACCAAACUAUUUUCCGUGUAGGUGUAGGGGACAUAGGGCCUGGGUUGGGGUCCCUGUAUUAAUUAUGUUCACAAAGCUUUGAUUAGAAGGACCAGAGAUGCUGAUCCAUCCACUUUGAGUCAGCCCUUCAGAUACAUUAUCUCAUGUGCUGAGAGCCAAAUAAUGUCACACUUUUAUUUAUUUAUUUUCGUAUACAAAUAUAUUGAUGUGCUAUCGGUUAAUUAUUUCAUAUGGAUGAAUUUUGUGAAUAGUCUGUUUGAUUAAGGCAUGUAUGUGUUAUAAAUGACCUUUAUAAUAUAACUCGA
Molecule: messenger RNA, 3653 nt
Organism: Gadus morhua (Atlantic cod)
Lineage: Eukaryota; Metazoa; Chordata; Actinopteri; Gadiformes; Gadidae
Product: cyclic nucleotide-gated cation channel beta-3-like
Exons: 17
Coding region: 403-2940 (845 amino acids)
Biological process (GO): monoatomic cation transmembrane transport
Cellular component (GO): plasma membrane; intracellular cyclic nucleotide activated cation channel complex; photoreceptor outer segment
Molecular function (GO): intracellularly cAMP-activated cation channel activity; cGMP binding; intracellularly cGMP-activated cation channel activity
Source: RefSeq, a predicted model, not a curated record